Messenger RNA from Caenorhabditis briggsae, 714 nucleotides. Gene Ontology annotation, biological process: embryo development. Bases 1 to 714 code for a protein of 237 amino acids. The record is from RefSeq and is a predicted model, not a curated record. The transcript has 2 exons. Lineage: Eukaryota; Metazoa; Nematoda; Chromadorea; Rhabditida; Rhabditidae.
AUGAAUGAAACACCGGUUGUUGAUAUUGUAACCAAGAAUCAAUUGAGAGAGGAUUUCGUAGACAUCAAGGAACAUGAGAACACUGAAAAAUACUAUUUUCAGUUGAAAGUAUUUGGAAAAAUUAUUGAUUUUCGAAGACACCACUUCCUUGAAGCAGCAUUUAAUCCGGAUGAAAGUGAAUCCGUCAUCAAAUCCAUUCACAAUUAUAUGGUUCAUUUCUUUGGCGAUUCUAUGGAAUAUUUAUGGCUAACAAGCGAUUGCAUGAAUCCUAUCCCACAACUCCAAAACAUAAGUUCAUGUAUCCGAGUGUGGCAUGUUAAUCCGGAUUCGAUAGACCUUGAAAACUUUUUUUCAACAUCUCCACCUUUCAAAAAGAUUGAAUUUAACGUAUUUAGACCAACAGAUUUCAGUCCGGAUUCCAAUUUCUAUCAGGCAGAGUCUGUGGUGACAGUUCAACACCAUAACACUUUUCCUUCUGUUUUACGUCACUUUCAAGGAAAACAAGCAUUCGUGGAUUGCACUUAUCACAAUACUGAAGAUUUGAUCGAGCUUGUGAAAAGAUGGAAAUCGGGAGAAGCAUUUCAAAAGCUGGAAGUAUUGAACUUUAACGUUUCCGAGGAUGAUAUCGAUCAAGACAUUGUUCUAAAUGGAAUUGGAGCAAAAUACAUUGAUGCAAGAAAAACACCGCCGACACACACUUUGCCCAGAAUGUAA